Molecule: messenger RNA, 1963 nt
Organism: Antechinus flavipes (yellow-footed antechinus)
Lineage: Eukaryota; Metazoa; Chordata; Mammalia; Dasyuromorphia; Dasyuridae
Gene: BOLL
Product: boule homolog, RNA binding protein
Exons: 14
Coding region: 297-1301 (334 amino acids)
Molecular function (GO): protein binding; RNA binding
Source: RefSeq, a predicted model, not a curated record
UCUACGUCCAGUGACCUUCCUGGCCCUGCCACAUAUGCUCUUCUCCCAGCUUAAAAUCCUCCCAAAAAAACUGAUGGGAAGGAGAGAAAGAAGAUGGGGGCAGAGAAGAGGGGGAGAUUAUCAAGGCAAGCAUUGGCUGGCUUAAAGUUCUUCCAGACCCAGCACCAAGUUGAUAAAGUCUGAAUAUGGAAUGAUGUACAUCCAAGUAGAAGAGGGCUUACAGCUGUUUGUAGUUAUUAAUCACCCUGGCUAUAAAAAAGGAAAUUAGGACUUUCUCCUGAUACUGCUUCCCACAUAUGCAUUCCAUCUCUCCAACUGGAUUGUUGAACUAUUUAAAGACAGGGAGCCCAGGGAAGAUGGAGACGGAUUCAGGAGCGCAAACCACAAAUCAGACACAAACAGAUUCUUUAUCUCCAUCCCCCAAUCCUGUGUCACCUGUGCCUUUGAAUAACCCAACAAGCGCCCCAAGAUUUGGAACCGUGAUUCCUAAUCGUAUCUUCGUGGGAGGGAUUGACUUUAAGACUAAUGAAAAUGACUUAAGGAAAUUUUUUGCCCAGUAUGGGUCUGUGAAAGAAGUGAAGAUUGUAAAUGACAGAGCUGGAGUGUCAAAAGGGUAUGGUUUCAUCACUUUUGAAACACAAGAAGAUGCGCAAAAAAUUUUGCAAGAGGCAGAGAAACUUAAUUAUAAAGAUAAGAAACUGAAUAUCGGUCCAGCAAUAAGAAAACAACAAGUAGGGAUUCCUCGUUCUAGUAUAAUGCCAGCAGCUGGAACAAUGUACCUGACUACUUCAACUGGCUAUCCUUACACCUACCAUAACGGUGUUGCAUAUUUUCAUACUCCUGAAGUAGCUUCUGUCCCACCACCUUGGCCUUCACGAUCUAUAUCUAGUUCCCCUGUGAUGGUAGCUCAACCUGUUUAUCAGCAACCCGCAUAUCAUUAUCAGGCACCUGCACAAUGUCUUCCAGGACAAUGGCAGUGGGGAGUCCCCCAGUCUCCAGCUUCUUCAGCCCCAUUUUUAUACCUACAGCCAUCUGAGGUUAUUUAUCAACCCGUAGAAAUUGCACAAGAUGGUGGGUGUGUUCCCCCCCCUCUUUCUCUAAUGGAAGCUUCAGUUCCAGAGCCUUAUUCUGAUCAUGGAGUUCAAGCAACAUAUCAUCAGGUUUAUGCCCAAAGUGCAAUUGCUAUGCCUGCGCCAGUGAUGCAGCCUGAACCAAUUAAAGCUCUACCUGAAUUCAAGUCUUCAUUACCAUUUGGCUAUAUGAUUGCAAGUCUCCUAAUUGGUCUCCAUACUUCAUGCUGAGUCUCUUCACUCAUCACACAGUUGCCAGAUGGCUAUUUCUAAGUCAUAGAUGUGACUAUCUCUCUCUCCUUCUCAGAAAUCUUCAGUUGCUCCUACUGUCAAGAAGAUAAAAUACAAAAUCCUUACCUUGCUACUUAAAACCCUCCGUAGUCUAGCUCCCAACUUGGCUUUCCAGUUAUUUUAUACUAUUCUUUCAUAUAUCUUCUUUUUUUAAAGCCAAACCAAACUUCUAGCACUUCCACAUAGAUGGUAUUCCAUCUCUUGCCUUUGCACAGGCAUAACUAGAAUGCACGCUCCCUCAUUUUCACCGAUUUUAAAUUUCCUUGAAAGCAGAGAUAGGUACCAUUUCCUAUACAAGAUCUUUUCUAUCAUCUCCCCAUUUAUUAGUUCUUUCUCUCCCUCUUCCCCCAUCUCUUGUCUGUCUCUGUCUCCCUGUCUCUCUGCUUUCUCUAGCUCUUUCCCCCAUUUCUUCUCUUCUCUCUUAAUAUUACCUCAUAUCAUUUAGUAUAGACUUUGAAUUUACUCAUCUGUGUAUAUGUUGUAUAUCUCCAACCAUAUGUAAGCUCUUUGAGGAGAAAGGAUUGCUUCAUUUUUCUUUAUAUUCUAGUGCUAAAGCAAUGCCUUGCACAUAGUGGGUGCUUAAUAAAUGUUUGUUGAAUGAA